AGGAUUUUGCAUGCCCAGAAAUCACGCGAUGCCAUGCACGCUGAAUCGGAAGAUGAGUACGUCCCUUCCGUGCUUCGAAGGCCAAAGGUGGCAAACCACACGCUUCACGAGACCUUUACAGCAGACACUCGGGAUCAUGAAGAUCACACGUUCUGCGGCGUGAUGUUUGAUGUGCAGUGCAAGGGGCCUGAGGAGGGAGGUGUUCCCGUGGAGUGCCUGGUGAUCACUUGUCUUGCGGUUCGAGGUGAUCUGGGGCCCUUAACCGUGUGGACGACCCCCGAUUCCUAUCGCAAGAAGGAGCACGAGGCGCAUGAGUGGGACUGCAUUUACGAAGCAGAGCAUCCUCCCUCUAACGAGAACUACCAAGCCCUGGAGCUCCGAUCGGAGAUCCGCCUCCAGCCAGGAGAGAGCUGCGGUCUCUAUGUCCAUUCAAAGCUUCCUGGUGAUGAUGCACUGGUGUAUGUUCCUCAUUGCUUCCAUGGGACCGCACGGAGACGAAGCUGUAGGUAUGACAAUCAACGAUCUCACGUGAGCCAUGAGGCUAACAUGCUGGCAAAUCUUGCCAUCACCGCACUGACCUCUGUGCUUGGCAGGAUGAUGUUUUCAAGGUACUGCCAGGCCAGGCGCACCUCAGCAAUCGGCCUUUCGGAAGGCAUGGGAUGUGGCUUGGCAGAGGUUUGGCUACACAUACCGUUUUUUGAUCCCCUUCCAAGGUGGGGGUUCCCCUGGCGUGACCGGCGAGAGUUCGUAGGCCGCAUCUCCUAUGGCGUCAACUACCGGCUGUGGAAUCCAGUUCUCGAUGUUCAUUUGCGAUUCCCGCGCAGCUUCAGACAGGCAGUGUGGACCAUCCUUCUUUGUGCAAGGAAGCCUGAGUCCCCUCUCUACUGGCUGCAUGACGAGGUUCUAUUCUACAUCUUGAACAUGUGCAAGUACGACUGGUUUUCGGAGAGCCGCACAAGAGGACGAGGUUCACAGUUCAAGUUGCGUGCGCCUGCCCUGCGCGGGCAGGCCAAAGGGUAUCAAGGCGGCCCAGCUGUGCAGCAAGUGAACUUGAGCCUGGAUGUGGAGAGCACGGAAAGCGAAAGCAGCCAUAGCGGGCCAACCAGCAACACGAGCAGCUGGUAAUCACGCAAUGGUUGACUGUUUCCAGCCAUGGCGCGCGCCUUUUGUACACGUUUCCCGCGCCGUGGCACACUUGUGCAAUCUUCUGAUGUUUAUUCGCCGGACGUGUCACAUGCUGCAAGGACAGCACAGGAUUGAAUAGGAUUGCUUGCGCGCAACCGCGUGUCCUGCAAUAUGGAGAAGCCCGGCCCGUCCGUUG
Messenger RNA from Effrenium voratum, 1321 nucleotides. The record is from the annotation of a GenBank genome assembly. Lineage: Eukaryota; Dinophyceae; Suessiales; Symbiodiniaceae.